Pestalotiopsis fici W106-1 is the source of this 1449-nucleotide messenger RNA. RefSeq lists its product as uncharacterized. NCBI's taxonomy places the organism in Eukaryota, Fungi, Ascomycota, Sordariomycetes, Amphisphaeriales, Sporocadaceae. Gene Ontology annotation, molecular function: oxidoreductase activity. The record is from RefSeq and is a predicted model, not a curated record. The coding region runs from base 1 to 1449 and encodes 482 amino acids. The transcript is spliced from 2 exons.
AUGCACACCCCAUACGGUCUAUACGUGGUUGUUUUGUCAUUUUUCGUACAGAUCCAGCAUGUGGCAUCCGUGACCAGCUCCGGAAAUGCAACAUAUGCUAUCAUUGAGAAGGAUGUGGUGAUAAUUGGUGGCGGCGCCUCAGGAGCACAUGCAGCAGUCCGGUUACGAGAAGACUAUGGCAAGAGUAUAGUUAUUGUUGAAAAGCAAGAGGACUUGGGUGGCCAUGUCGAGACUUAUAUCGACCCAGUAUCUGGGAAUCCUUACGACUAUGGUGUAAACUCCUACACCGAGUAUGGCGGUGCCGAAGAAUUCUUUACGCGAUUCAAUAUUUCGCUUCAGACGCCAGUCCGGCCCACCUUGACGACGACAUAUGCCGACUUUCAGACAGGAGAGGUUCUAGACGGCUAUGAAGCGCCGCCGUCUGCCAAUGUGACAGCAGGCCUGCAAAAGUACUUGGAGAUAUGCGAGCAGUAUGAGGACCUUAUUCUGCCCUCAUAUGUGAAUUUUCCAGAGACCAAUGCGCCCGAAGAUCUGCUUCUAUCUUUUGGCGAAUUUGUCACAAAAUAUGGGCUCGAAGCAAUUGUGCCGCGAGUCUUUCAGGUCACUGGGCUGGGACUCGGGAACAUCGUUGAUGAACUCACCUUGUACGUGAUGCAAGCAUUCGGUGCCCCUAUAGUACGAACAUUUCUGGGCCAGAAAAACUCAUGGGUGCCCACUACAAAGAGGAACCAAGACUUGUACGACAAUAUCGCCGCACUGUUGGGCAACGACGUGCUCUUUCGCAGCACUGUCGUAGAGUCUCAAAGGACCAACGACAGCGUCCAAGUUCUUGUCCAGGAUAGCGAGGGUAAGAAGACAUUAAUCAAGGCAAAGCGGCUCUUGAUAUCUUCUUCGCCCACGGCAGAGAACUUGGCUACUUUUGAUCUCGAUCAAACCGAGCAAGACAUCUUUGCCACAUGGGGUAUUGGCGCAGUGUUUGCCGGUAUCGCCAAUCAUCCCUCUCUUCCGGUGAACUACUCGAUUGUCAACUACCCAAGUUCGGUCGUCCCUGACAAUUGGCUCGAGCUGCCUCAAACACCAUUUAUAGGGCGUUUUGAGUAUCUAGGUGACUCGAACUUCCGGGUAUUGGCGACAGGAACGGAUCAUUACGAUGAGAAACAAGCGCAAGCUCUGGCACAGGCGGCAUUUGAGAAGUUGGCUGCCGCCGGAACCGUGGCGGAUACCCAAAGUCAGCCUCUGGAAUUUCCUGCAUUUGCGGCGCACAUUGGUAUUCACCCUCACGUUCCAGUCGAAAAGUUGCAGUCGGGCUUUUACAAACAGCUGUAUGCGCUCCAGGGACGUCGAUCCACCUUCUAUACUGGUGGUGCUUGGGCGGCUGAUUUCACCACCAUUUUGUGGGAGUAUAACAAUCAGUAUUUGCUACCAAAGCUGCUGGAGAGUUUUGUGUGA